Salpingoeca rosetta is the source of this 1226-nucleotide messenger RNA. RefSeq lists its product as uncharacterized. The transcript has 2 exons. Bases 1 to 1161 code for a protein of 386 amino acids. The record is from RefSeq and is a predicted model, not a curated record. Lineage: Eukaryota; Choanoflagellata; Craspedida; Salpingoecidae. Gene Ontology annotation, molecular function: protein binding.
AUGCUCGCGCUGCAACAACAGUACCAGCAGCAGCAUGGGUGCGUCCUGGGAGAAGUGGUGAUGGAAGAGGAUGCACACGGCGCACUGCACAUCAACACCAGCAAUCCCAUGAAGGAGCCCGUAUUUGUCAACGGAGUGGACGUUGGCGAGGAGAUUGCGUCGUUGCGAAGUACAGUUUCAGCGCAGGCGAGGAUGCUCGCAGAAGAGCGAGGCAAGAACAACGUGUUCGAAAACCGUCUUUGUGCAAUGGGUGUGCCGCCGAGGGUGGACACGACCACGAUCGCUGGUGUUGGAAGUGCAAAGGUGCCUGCCUCAGUGCUCAUCAUCGAUCCAAGCACCAACACGGCUGAUACAACCACGAUUACUGGGCUCGGUGCUGGAAUGGGCAAAUGGGGACGUGGCGUGAUCUCGCACGAUGGCCAUAUUUUUGGGUUCCCUCGAGCUGCAACGUCUGUGCUCAUCAUGAAUCCAAGCACAAACACAGUUGACACCACUACACUUGGUGGACUGCCUGGUGGCGAUGACUGGCGGAGCGGUAUUAUCGCGAGGAAUGGUGUCGUCUAUGGUGUUCCGUGGCACUCGCCUUCCGUUCUCGUCAUUGAUCCUACCACAAAUACCACCGACACGACAACAAUCAUUGGCUUGGGUACUGGCCGAGAAAAGUGGCAAGGCGCCACUCAAGCUGCAAAUGGCCUCAUCUAUUGCGGUCCAGCGCGUGCUGAGUCUGUGCUGAUCAUUGACCCGGUGACCAACACAGCUGACACCACGUCCAUCCCCGUCAUCGCUGGUAUUCGCAAGUGGCAAAGCAUGGUGCUGGCCAACAAUGGUCGCAUCUAUGGCAUUCCAUCAGGCUCUGGCGUUGUGCUGAUCGUCGAUCCAGCUACCAACACUAUUGACACCACGUCAGUGACCGGCCUCUCAACCAGUGACUACAAAUGGAUUGGUGGAAUCCUUGCACCCAACGGCCUCAUUGUGGGCACCCCACGAAGCGCUGAGACAGUUCUCCUUAUCGAUCCCGAAACUAGCACGGUCGACGCCACAUCACUUCCUGUUCCUUCUGGAGAUGACAAAUGGUUUGACGGAGUGCUCGCCAACAACGGCCUCAUCUAUGGGAUUCCGUCCAGUUCAGAAGACGUCCUCAUCAUUGACCCCGGCUGCUAAUUGGUCGGCUGGCAGGCGAGGUCAUCAUCGGUUGCGAGACUUGUUUGAAACUGUGCGCGUUCGUU